Molecule: messenger RNA, 2619 nt
Organism: Hypoxylon trugodes
Lineage: Eukaryota; Fungi; Ascomycota; Sordariomycetes; Xylariales; Hypoxylaceae
Product: glycoside hydrolase family 3 protein
Exons: 3
Coding region: 1-2619 (872 amino acids)
Biological process (GO): glucan catabolic process
Molecular function (GO): beta-glucosidase activity
Source: RefSeq, a predicted model, not a curated record
AUGCAGCUUCACAAAGCUUUGACGCAUAUACUGCCGAUUUCGCAGUUUGUGAUUUCUGACCAUUCCCAGGUUGAUAAACGAGACCUAGCUCACUCGGAGCCGCACUAUCCUUCACCAUGGAUGAACCCAAACGUGCCAGGAUGGGAAGAGGCCUAUGCGAAGGCUAAGGAGUUUGUCUCCAAGCUCACUCUUGCGGAGAAGGUCAAUUUGACCACCGGUGUUGGGUGGGAAGGCGAGCAAUGUGUUGGCCAAGUCGGUUCUAUUCCACGAUUAGGAUUCCGCAGUCUGUGUAUGCAGGACUCGCCGUUAGGCAUUCGGUUUGCCGAUUAUGUUUCAGCUUUUUCCUCUGGCCAAACCGUGGCGGCUUCUUUCGACAGAGAAUUGAUGUAUAAGAGAGGAAAUGCUAUGGGUGUUGAGAAUAGGAUUAAAGGCGUCGAUGUCAUGCUGGGUCCUGUCGCUGGUCCUCUUGGUCGUGCACCGGAAGGUGGACGCAAUUGGGAAGGCUUUUCCCCCGAUCCUUACCUGACCGGUGUUGGGAUAGCCGAGACGAUUAAGGGAAUCCAGGAUGCUGGUGUCGUUGCUUGCGCUAAGCAUUUCAUUGGAAAUGAGCAGGAGCACUUCAGACAAGUCGGUGAAUCACAAGAUCGCGGUUACAACAUCUCGGACACCAUUUCGUCAAAUGUUGACGACAAGACCUUGCACGAACUCUACCUUUGGCCUUUCGUUGACGCUGUGAGAGCUGGCGUGGGAUCAAUUAUGUGUUCUUAUAACCAAGUCAACAACUCAUAUGCCUGCCAGAAUUCAAAAAUGUUGAACAACAUCCUUAAAGGCGAGUUAGGGUUCCAAGGAUUCGUCAUGAGCGAUUGGCAAGCUCAGCAUUCCGGCGCAGCCAGCGCUGUAGCUGGACUCGAUAUGACUAUGCCCGGAGACACAGUCUUCAAUUCCGGAUUUAGUUUCUGGGGAACGAACUUGACUCUUGCAGUAUUGAACGGUACAGUGCCCCAAUACAGAGUUGAUGAUAUGGCGAUGAGAAUUAUGGCUGCCUACUUCAAGGUUGGCAGGACUGUGGAGGAUCAAAUUCCGAUUAGCUUCGAUUCCUGGACCCGAGACACAUAUGGCCCUAUACAUUUUGCCGCGAGUGAGGGCUACCAACAGAUCAACUGGCAUGUCGAUGCUCAAGAAGAUCACGGUGACCUUAUCCGUGAAAUAGGCGCUAAAUCCACUGUCCUGCUGAAGAAUGCGGGCGCUCUUCCGCUUAAGAAGCCAAAGUUCCUCGCAGUAAUCGGCGAAGAUGCAGGCCCUAACCCACUGGGUCCGAACGGAUGCUCGGAUAGAGGUUGCGAUCAGGGUACUCUCGCCAUGGGUUGGGGUUCGGGAACCUCCGAUUUCCCUUACUUAGUUACUCCUAUCGACGCAUUGCAAUUCCAGGCUCUCGAAGACCGCACUCGCAUCGAGGCUGUCCUCAACAACUCCGCGUCAAGCACAAUUGAGACGUUGGUCAAGCAAGAAGGCGCAACUGCUUUGGUCUUUGUCAAUGCGGACUCCGGAGAAGGAUAUAUUGAGGUUGAUGGGAACGCAGGCGACCGCAAGAAUUUGACUCUUUGGGGCAAUGGCGAUGAACUCAUCAAGAAUGUUUCGUCAUGGUGUAACAAUACGAUUGUCAUUAUUCACUCCGUCGGGCCCACUCUUGUCACAGAUUGGUACGAUUCGCCCAACGUCACGGCUAUCGUGUGGGCUGGUUUACCCGGUCAAGAGAGUGGUCGUUCAAUCGUAGACGUUCUCUACGGUAAGGUCAACCCGGCUGGUCGAACACCCUUCACUUGGGCAGCGAAGCGAGAAGACUACGGAACCGACAUUCUUUACGAACCCAACAACGGCAAUGGUGCCCCCCAGCAAGAUUUUACUGAAGGCGUAUUUACGGAUUACCGGGCCCUAGACAAGGCUGAUAUCAAACCCAUCUUCGAGUUCGGAUUUGGAUUGUCAUACACGACAUUCGAAUAUUCAGACAUUCAGGUCGAGAAGACUAACGCCAGUCAAUACAAGCCUACUACUGGCAAGACAGCCGAAGCCCCGGGUUUUGGCAACUAUUCAACUGAACUUGAAGACUACCUUUUCCCGGAGUCUUCUUUCCCGUACAUUUGGCAGUACAUCUAUCCUUAUGUGAACACCACAAAAUCGCUCAAGGAUGCAUCGAUGGAUCCCGAGUUUGGUAAGAGUGCGGAAGAGUUCCUACCGCCAGGAGCUACGGACUCCGACGCACAGGACCUCAACCCGGCUGGUCCAAGUCUAACCGCCGAAUCUGGCGGCAAUUCCCAGUUGUUUGAUGUCUUAUACACGGUUACCGCGCAGAUUGCCAACACAGGUAACCUAGCGGGUGAUGAAGUUCCACAAUUAUACGUCUCCCUUGGUGGAGAGGAUGAUCCUAAAAUUGUCCUCCGUGGCUUUGACCGCAUUACCAUCGAACCGGGCUGCUCGGCGACUUUCCGCGCAGAGCUCACGCGUCGUGAUCUAAGCAAUUGGGAUGUAGAGACCCAAAACUGGGUUAUCACCAGCUCCCCGAAGACCGUGUAUGUUGGAUCCAGCAGUCGGAAACUACCGCUGAAGGCUACGCUAUCAUAA